Phytophthora infestans T30-4 is the source of this 1302-nucleotide messenger RNA. RefSeq lists its product as uncharacterized. The transcript has 7 exons. NCBI's taxonomy places the organism in Eukaryota, Oomycota, Peronosporomycetes, Peronosporales, Peronosporaceae. The coding region runs from base 1 to 1302 and encodes 433 amino acids. The record is from RefSeq and is a predicted model, not a curated record.
AUGAUGGUCACUCCGCUAGCCGAAGACGAAGAGGAGGUCCUGGGAUCCUGGAAGUACCCCAACGUGAUAAAUCAGCGCAUUCAAGUAGACAAGAUGACAUCUACAAGUUUCUUGAGGUCGAGCUGUGUUUAUGGUGUAACCCCGGACUUCUUCUACGACGAGAGCAAUAGGGCUCUGUAUCCACCUGCUGAAGAGGCACUACCGCUGCCCAGAUAUCGCGCUAUUUUGGCAGCUUUAAGUGGCAAUCCGUUUACAAAAGAAGGAGGAUCCGACCAAUGGAUGGCACCGUUCACACCUGACAGAGACAUCUCUUAUGCAUACGAACUCGCACAGCGUCUAUCCGCAGACAUUGGUUUUGUGGAUGGAACAACGAUAGCAUCAUUAGAUGAUGAUUUGAUCCGCUUGCGCUCAAAGACAGUGGACGAUAUUGGACUUACGCACGUGCGCAACCCGAAAAAGGGAUACGGCCCAGUGCAGCAUGGCGUGGUAUCGCUGGUUACAGGCUUGCUUUUGGGUGGACAUGUGGCUGCCAACGGCGAAUCAAAGGUGGACAUUACCAGAAGCAGUGAAAACGCAAGAGCACCGCUGCUUGAAGCAGAGCUAAUCGUGAAAACGCUGGGAGAUCUAAAACCCUUAUGCCGUGACCUGGGACUUCGUGUAUCUGGAAACAAAGCAACGUUAAUUGGUCGACUUCUUCAAAAUGAUGCUGGGGAGGCUCUUCCUGGUCGCAAUAUUCGGCGAGAUUCCAGAUAUGCAGUUGACUCAGCCCUUUUAUCGACUUGGUUCAUGGCGCCGUUUUCAACACCAUCUACAAAGAUUGGGACCGCCAACGAAGUCAAUAUUGCCUCGCACAUCACGCUAUUUCUGGAUAUACACACACACGAUCAUAUCGAGGAGCUCAGAGAAUACGGUUUACUGUGCAAGAGCAAUAUGCCAGUAGCUGCUUUCUCACCGGAUCAUAUUGCUGCCAUCGUGUCUGUGCGAUGUGGGAGAUUCAAUGCAGUAAUGGAGCACAAAAAUCGAGCUACUGCUCGCACAGUUCAGCAGGAACAAGCUGCUGCUAAAGCUUAUGUCACACGUUUUUUUAUGAUUCGAGGACUAUGUACAAGCUACAAGGUCUAUCAGAAACACAAGCAAAAUCUCCCCAGUUUUGCCGCAUUUUGCCGAGAAGCUGCCGUUGUGCUUUCAAAGAAGGCCGGCUCUCUGCGCCCACUGAGCGAUGCUCGAGACAAGGAGAAUCGGUCAGGUCCACCGACAUUGGAACUUUCAUUCGCGUACAACAAACGAAAUCACUUCGAGUAA